Molecule: messenger RNA, 1266 nt
Organism: Rotaria sordida
Lineage: Eukaryota; Metazoa; Rotifera; Eurotatoria; Philodinida; Philodinidae
Source: the annotation of a GenBank genome assembly
AUGGUCGCUGAUACAUCUCUUUACGAUGUUCUCGAAGUCAAACCUGACGCAACCAAAGAACAAAUAACAGCAGCUAUAAAGAAAAAGUCGUUGGAACAUCAUCCGGAUCGUGGUGGAAGUCAUGAAAUGAUGCAAAAAGUGAAUGCAGCAAAAGAAAUCUUGACUGAUCCACAAAAACGACACACAUAUGAUCGAUACGGAUUGAAGGGCAUUCGAUCAGAUAUGGCAGAAAGUGAUUCUGCAUUCUCAGGGGUUUCCAGUAUUUUCGACAUAUUUGAUCUGAUCACUGGUGGAAGAAGUCGUGGAGAAAGAUCAACGCCACCCAAAGGCAGUGAUAUUAAACAAGCUCUCAAAGUUUCUCUCGAAGAGUUGUAUUUGGGUACUACAAAAACAGUUACAGUUAAUCGUAAGAUUAUCUGUGCUGAUUGUCAUGGUGUUGGUUCUCAAGAUGGAACAACACAUGAAUGUACAAAUUGUGAAGGAACAGGAAUUGAGACUAUUAUACAUCGUAUGGGUCCAUUUAUUCAACAAAUGCAAAGUAAAUGUUCAUCGUGUGAUGGUGAUGGUCGUACAAUUGAUUGGCGAAAUCGAUGUAAAAAGUGCAAUGGUCAAAAACUUUUUCAAGAAACGAAGAAAUUAGAUGUACAUAUAACACAUGGAAGUCAAGAUCGAGAAACAAUUAAAUUGAGUGGUCAAGGAAAUCAAAUUCCGAAUGGUGAAUCUGGCAAUGUCUACAUCAUCCUUGACCAACAACCACAUGCCAUUUUCAAUCGUAAUGGUGAUAAUUUGAUCAUGAAAUUAGAAAUUAAUCUGACUGAAUCAUUGUGUGGAUUUCAACGUUUGAUUAAUUUAUUAGAUGGUCAUACUAUUUUGAUUAAGCAUCCAGCUGGUAAACCUAUUAUACCCAAUACCUAUCGUUGUCUAAAAGGUUAUGGCAUGCCCAAUCGACAUACUCAUUCUCAUGGAGAUUUAAUUAUUCAUUUUGAUGUGAAAUUUCCCGAAGAAAAUUUCAUUACUACCGACAGUCAACGUCAACAACUGGAAGCCCUACUUCCGUCGAAAACACCGAUCAGAUUAAACAAAAAGAAACAUUAUGAGGAGGCUGAAAUGAAGGAAUAUGAGUUUUCUGGAGAAAAUGUUCAUAAACAACAUUUUAGUAAUGGCCAUCAUCAUGAAACAGCAGAAGAUGAUGAUACUCACUUUCACGAAUCAACGGAUAGUAUUCCAUGGGAACACAUUAAAUCGAUGACAGAUUUCUUCAUCUGA